This is a messenger RNA of Cicer arietinum (chickpea), 904 nucleotides long. Its product is annotated as heavy metal-associated isoprenylated plant protein 22-like. Lineage: Eukaryota; Viridiplantae; Streptophyta; Magnoliopsida; Fabales; Fabaceae. Gene Ontology annotation, molecular function: metal ion binding. The record is from RefSeq and is a predicted model, not a curated record.
UAACUAAAAUAUAGUUCUACAUCCUCUUCUUUUUAUUUCCACUGUUCAACCUUUUUCUUUGAUGUUCCAUUCCUUUCUCUUGCAUAAAACAUAACAAAUUUUAAGGAAAUGGGUGCUCUAGAUUUCCUUUCAGAUUAUUUCUCUGUCACACCAAAAAAGAAACGUAAACCAAUGCAGACUGUUGAAAUAAAGGUGAAAAUGGAUUGUGAUGGUUGUGAAAGAAGAGUUAGGAAUUCUGUUACUAACAUGAAAGGUGUGAAGGAAGUAGAUGUGAAUAGAGAGCAAAGUAAGGUAACAGUGACUGGUUAUGUGGAAGCAAAUAAGGUCCUAAAGAAAGUGCAGAGCACAGGAAAAAGAGCAAAGUUUUGGCCAUAUGUUGAAUAUAAUUUAGUGGCAUAUCCCUACAUAGCACAGGCAUAUGCAAAGAAAGCACCUUCUGGAUUUGUGAAAAACACUGAAUUAGCAUUGCCUAAUCCAAAUGGACAUGAUGAUAAGAUCACUUCCUUCUUCAGUGAUGAUAAUCCCAAUGCAUGUUCUAUCAUGUGAAACAAUGUUUUAAAAAUCGGACAAAUGGUUCUGUGAACUGACACUGUCGACCGUUUGGUUAUUUGAAAAUGGUUAUGUGAACUGAUACUGUCUACGGUUUGGUUAUUCGAAUAGUUUAAUAACAGUUAUAUUUCGGUUCAAGUGGUUUAAAGCAAUUGAAAUAUGACUUAAGUCUCAUUGAUUUGAUGUUUGGUACAGUUUUUAUAAUAUUGAUGUAAGCAAUUUUAUUUUAGUCAUGCACAAAAACUUUGUUAGUUCAUAUGUUUAGUACUAUUGAAGAAUUAAGACUUGGAAGCUAUUUUGAACAUGUUGUAAGAUAUGUGUUCUCAACGACAAUCAAGUUCUGUUUAUGUGUUAA